This is a messenger RNA of Salvia hispanica, 858 nucleotides long. RefSeq names its product large ribosomal subunit protein eL13z. Gene Ontology annotation, cellular component: cytosolic large ribosomal subunit; ribosome. The record is from RefSeq and is a predicted model, not a curated record. Lineage: Eukaryota; Viridiplantae; Streptophyta; Magnoliopsida; Lamiales; Lamiaceae. Gene Ontology annotation, biological process: translation. Gene Ontology annotation, molecular function: RNA binding; structural constituent of ribosome.
AUUAAUUUACUAAUGAGCCCAAUGAAAUAGUGCAUGUUAACCUAGAUUUCAUUUCGUAGCCGCCAUUCUCACUUCUCAUCUUCUUCCCCAAAUUCUCCCCAACCUCUCCUCGUCGCCAAAUUGAAUCAGGUAAAUCAUGAAGCAUAACAAUGUUAUCCCAAAUGGGCAUUUCAAGAAGCAUUGGCAAAACUAUGUGAAAACAUGGUUUAACCAGCCUGCCCGAAAGGCCAGAAGAAGGACUGCACGACAAGUGAAAGCUGUUAAGAUUUUUCCCAGGCCAACUGCUGGACCCCUGCGCCCUGUCGUCCGCGGUCAAACACUCAAGUACAACAUGAAAGUCAGAGCUGGCAGGGGGUUUUCUCUUGAAGAGCUUAAGGCUGCAGGCGUCCCUAAGAAACUUGCCCCAACUAUUGGCAUCUCUGUUGAUCACCGCAGAAGAAAUAGCUCUUUGGAGGGAUUCCAGACUAAUGUCCAGAGACUGAAGACAUUCAAGGCUAAGCUCGUUGUCUUCCCAAGACGUGUUCGCAAAUUCAAGGCAGGUGAUUCUACUCCAGAGGAGCUGGCUACAGCCACACAAGUUGCUGGGUCUUACAUGCCUAUUAUCAGCGAGAAGCCGACUAUGGAUCUUGUUAAGGUGACAGAAGAGAUGAAAUCGUUCAAGGCAUACGACAAGCUGCGUCUGGAGAGGACGAAUGCUCGCCAUGUCGGUGUUAGGGCCAAGAGAGCGGCUGAGGCGGAGAAGGAAGAGAAGAAGUAAAACAAUUAAAUUGUUGGAUUUGCAUUGUUUCUUAUAUUUAUAUUUUUGUGUUUUGCCUGAAUUUUGACACUAGUAAUCUAUACUGAAAAGAGUUUUGACAA